GGCGGAGGGGUCUCGAGCUGUGUGCAAACAGGCGUGCGGAAGUGGACUCUCUCUCUCUCUCUCUCUCUCUCUCUCUCUCUCUCUCUCUCUCUCUCUCUCUCUCUCUCUCUCUGUGCCUGCCUUCGGUGUUGUGCGUGAAGAUGUGGAGCGUCCAAAGAGGAAACAGGAGAUCGGCCCCAUCGUCUGGAGAUCGAUACUGCCGAAUCGCAAUCAAUCUUACUGCUGACUGUGUGGAGUGGAGGGGUCAACCUACACCUAUGCCAAGGUGAACUCCAAGCUGGACCAAUUUCAAUUAAUAAAUAAAUAAAGUCUUCGACUCAGUUCGCCGUGACACGUGGACGGUGCAUGCCACUCUAUGCAGCAGCAGUUCCAUUGACACUUCAUCUUGAGGUGUCUCCUGAGGAGCCAAAGGUGUGCCUUGUGAAGAGACUGAUUGCACUGCAAGGGGAUUGGGUGUCUGUUCCAGGGACCUAUGAUAUCACACAGGUACCUAAGGGCCAUUGCUGGGUGGAGGGAGAUAACCCUAUGGUCAGCAGCGACUCCAAGGCGUUCGGGCCGGUUCCCUUAGCGCUCCUCGAAGGGAGGGUUACCCAUGUAAUAUGGCCGCCGACAAGGGCGGGCAGAGUUGAAAGCCGUGUGCCGGAGGGACGUGUGCUGCUUCGUAGGACCUUGUGACUCGUAUCUUCCCACUGUCCAGAUUUAUCCGGAAUGGAGAAUUGAAAGUCGCUAUCCUGUUUGUUUGUUUGUUUGUUUGUUUUCCGCUCUUCCUUUCUUUGUGCAUGUUGCUCCUCGAUCUAUGUUUCUUUUUUUAUUUUUUUUAGUCCUUCCUUUCUGUAGAGUUAUCAGGGAUUCAUCUUCCUUGUAGUCGUCAAUGGCCAUGUAAAUAUGGGUGUGUACAUUUCCUUUUUUCUUCGUUUUUGGUUUAAUCCCCUUCUGAAUCAGGAUUGCUGUUUUGAGGUGAAGAGAAUGAAAAUGACAGCCACCA
This is a messenger RNA of Chara braunii, 985 nucleotides long. The record is from the annotation of a GenBank genome assembly. NCBI's taxonomy places the organism in Eukaryota, Viridiplantae, Streptophyta, Charophyceae, Charales, Characeae.